This is a messenger RNA of Carassius carassius (crucian carp), 761 nucleotides long. Its product is annotated as vacuolar protein sorting-associated protein 26C-like. The transcript has 7 exons. Gene Ontology annotation, cellular component: endosome. The record is from RefSeq and is a predicted model, not a curated record. The annotation marks the transcript as partial. NCBI's taxonomy places the organism in Eukaryota, Metazoa, Chordata, Actinopteri, Cypriniformes, Cyprinidae. Gene Ontology annotation, biological process: intracellular protein transport.
CGGACGCUGGGGAGCCCCGCCCCUCCGCGUGACGUCAGUAGUCAUAUGACGGUGACGCGGAAGCGAGUGCAGGGAAGAUGAGUGUGUCGCUGGAUAUCAGGCUGAAGCGGGCGAAUAAAGUGUAUCAUGAGGGGGAGCGAGUGAGCGGAGUGCUGCUGGUCAACAGCAGAGACGCGCUGCAGCAUCAGGGAGUCUCUCUCAGUCUGGAGGGACUGGUCAACCUACAGCUCAGCUCCAAGAGCGUCGGAGUCUUCGAGGCCUUCUACAACUCCGUGAAGCCCGUCCAGCUGGUGUCCAGUAACAUGGAGGUGGUGAAGCCGGGAAAGAUCCCCGCAGGAAGAACCGAGAUCCCCUUUGAGUUUCCACUGCAGGCCAAAGGCAACAAAGUCCUUUAUGAGACAUAUCACGGCGUGUUCGUCAACAUCCAGUACACACUCCGCUGCGACAUGAGACGCCCACUGCUCGCCAAAGACCUCAGCAAGACCUGCGAGUUCAUGGUGCACUGCCAGCCACAGAAGUCGAAGCUGCAGCCGAACCCUGUGGAGUUCAGCAUCACUCCGGAGACGCUGCAGAAUGUCAGAGAGAGGAGCUCCUUACCCCGCUUCCUCAUCAGGGGUCACCUGGACGCCACCAGCUGUGCCAUCACACAACCCCUGACUGGAGAACUGAUGCUGGAGAGUUCAGAGGUCGCCAUCAAGAGCAUUGAGCUGCAGCUGGUGCGGGUGGAGACCUGCGGCUGUGCGGAGGGAUACUCACACACU